Molecule: messenger RNA, 2120 nt
Organism: Capsicum annuum
Lineage: Eukaryota; Viridiplantae; Streptophyta; Magnoliopsida; Solanales; Solanaceae
Product: tryptophan synthase alpha chain, chloroplastic-like
Exons: 3
Coding region: 927-1223 (98 amino acids)
Biological process (GO): L-tryptophan biosynthetic process
Cellular component (GO): cytosol; chloroplast
Molecular function (GO): tryptophan synthase activity
Source: RefSeq, a predicted model, not a curated record
UUUGAUGACACUUCUUCUGACUUAGUUACCCUAGAAUUCUGACAGUUGCUUGAGAAGAGAGAUACCUACGUUAACCUAUAGCUAAAUGACCUUUUUGAUGCUCAAAACAUCUCUUAUUUCUUUCCUACCAAAUGGUCAAGAUAAUGCAAAGAUGUAAUAGUCCUCCACAUUCUUAACUUUUUGAUUCCGCCAGCAAACGAAAGGAUCUUUGAACUUUUGAGUUUCCUUCCCACCAUAUAGUGAUUUUGUUAAUAACAUUUGGAUGCAUGUCUUAUCUUAGGCAUUCUUCUUUCUUUCCCGUUCUUUGUUAUAUAUCUCACUAAACGUGUGACUUUUUGGUGCAACCAUGAGGUCCCAAUUAGCAUAGUGAUUGGGUGAGAUUUGUAAAGAAGCAUAUUUUUGUGUAGAUUCUUGACUUUUGAUAUUCUUGUUUUCCCACCAAAAAAAUGAUUUUAUCUUAAAAAUAUAUGCACUAAAUGAUUUAGCUAGUUGAAAAUCUUCUUUCAAGGACCUAAGAGAAAAUUUAUUUCGUCAUCCAACUUAGUAGAUCUGAUAACAAUCUGGUGGUGCUCCUUCGUACUGCGGUAAAGAUGCGUCAUGGGUAAAAGCUUAAAAGAUAACAUAACCUUCAUAUGUAUAUGGUAAUUGGAAAAUGAUAUGUCCCAGGGCACUUGGAACCUUUUCUCCUAUAACAUUUGUAAGUGUGCGGGGCUCAAAUCAUGAAUUGGUUUUGAUUGGUAUAUCAGUGUAUAUUAAUUUACCUAGAAAGAAUUGCAGAUCUGCGACGAUUGAGUUUUCUUUAUAUCUAUUGUUGCAUUUCCAAUACGGUGCUGAUAAUGCAGUCUCCAUUCAUGCCAGUGAACUACCCUAAUUUGUACAUCAUUCUUUUUUAUGUUUCAUGGUAGUAGAUAAUUCUUUUUUUUUUCAUGGUAGUAGAUAAUUCUGUGUUUUUUUCAGGACUCGUUGUUCCAGACGUUCCUCUAGAGGAAACUGAAAUGUUGAGAAAGGAAGCUGCUAGGCAUAAUAUUGAAUUGGUAUUGCUUACAACACCAACUACUCCAAAAACUCGCAUGAAAGCCAUUACUGAAGCUUCAGAAGGAUUUGUGUAUCUUGUAAGCUCAGUCGGAGUUACUGGAGCUCGUGCUACUGUGAGUUCUAAGGUUCAGUCUCUCCUGAAAGACAUUAAAGAGGUGCGUUUUAAGCUUCUUAUAUUUCCCUCAUAGAUCCUUCGUAUCCUUGAUGCUAAGCUGAUAUAUCUUAAACUCUAAUAUACUGUGAUGGCCUUCAAAAUUUGGUAUGUUGCGGAAAGAUACAACACUCAGCAUGCUACACCUUUCCUCGGAUUAUGCCAAGAACAAUGAUGAAAUUUCAAACUCUUAAUUGCACAGUCAAUUGUGCGUCACUAGCUUUUCUAAACUUCAGAUAUUUGCUUCUCUUUCUUUCUUCCGAAUUUCCAUCCAAAUGAUCAUGAUUAGCUAACAUUCAAUUAGAAUCCGCAAAUCCUCUUUUUUUUCCCCUCAACUAUUAUUGAUAUCUAUUUAUUACUAACAUAAAAAAAUUACAUCAUUACAAAGUUAACCUUACUAAUGGUGAACUCUUUUAUUUGACAAGCAAAUUAAUAUUUCAUUGAGCCAAUAAAUUAAAAUUGGACACUUCAUCAAAAAAUAAAUAAAUAAAAAUUGGACACACGGUCACUUCCACCAAACUGCCUGCACAAUACAAUAACACUUUCCAUCUUGAUAUUUUUAUCACCGUUGAUUCAUCAUUGCUGUAAACCAUUUUUAUCACCUCAAAUAAUCCCUCUCAAUUUUCAAUUACUCAUUUCUCACGAACAGAAGCAAAGAGACUUCAUACAGUCACAUGUACUCACACCAAUUCCAUUUUCAGAAACCUUCUCUGCUAUUUCUACCCAAACAACUGAUUAUACAAAGGAAAGAAUGAACGAGAGAGAAGGAUAAAUCACUACUUCUUUGAUCUGUUUCUUUUAUUUCCACCUUUUUGAUUGAUCAUAGACAAAGCAUUAAAGGAGUUCUCCAUUGCCUCUUCCAUUCUCAUAACCAUGUUCUCGUUUUCAUCUAACCUAGGGAGAGGUCUCUGGAAUUAUCCUUUUACUUAAAUCA